AUGGUGCCUGAUCAGAAUUGUGCCAGAUCAGAAUGGUGCCAGAUCAGAAUGGUGCCAGGUCAUAAUGGUGCCAAUUCAGAAUGGUACCAGAUCAUAAUGGUGCCAGGUCAGAAUGGUGCCAGAUCAGAACGGUGCCAGAUCAGAACGGAAACCUCGACGUACACCACAACUAUAACAUUUACAGUAACUGCUUUAGAUAACAUCCGGGAGCUUAUAUGUUAUUACCGGCUAGACAGUGACGAGAAAAGAACAACUUUUACCCCUUAUGUUAUACUGGUGCCCCUUGAUCCGGAACUAUCUGGCCUAACCUUGGUUGAACCAAAUACCGAAUACACCUGGACCUGCUUGUCUAAUGGAUCUAGCUAUAUCCCGCCUAAUGUGUUUCUUAGAAAUGGAAACGGAGACCUGAUAAGAAGCGAGAAGGUGACGAGGAUCAUCGAGGUACCUAACAAAAACAGCGUCCAUGUGGUGGUUUUAACGGCCAGGCUGUCCAUCCCAGCCACGGACCUAUCCUACGUGAUCCGGUGUCACGUGGUACACCAGUUCAUGUCUUACUCACAGAGUCGGUCAGCCGAGAUGAUUAUACAUUCAAAUGAUACAACCUCAGUAACCACAGAAGAGAGUAGCACACCAAGUAUGCCUACAACGGAAAUUCACGAGGAUACAACAACGACACACAUGGGACACAAUGUUUCGUCGACUACCAAUAUGCCAACGUCAAAUACAACGACAGUAGUUUUAAGAGAUGCUAGAAUAAACUCAGACGAGGUCAAUGUCCUUGCAUUGACCAUCAGCAUAGCCGUCAUUGUUUUUGUCUCACUCACAGUACUUAUAGUAGUCUUCAUAUGGAAGCUUAAAUGUAAGUAG
This is a messenger RNA of Physella acuta, 867 nucleotides long. RefSeq lists its product as uncharacterized. NCBI's taxonomy places the organism in Eukaryota, Metazoa, Mollusca, Gastropoda, Physidae. The record is from RefSeq and is a predicted model, not a curated record.